Colletotrichum karsti is the source of this 702-nucleotide messenger RNA. RefSeq lists its product as uncharacterized. The transcript has a single exon. Lineage: Eukaryota; Fungi; Ascomycota; Sordariomycetes; Glomerellales; Glomerellaceae. The record is from RefSeq and is a predicted model, not a curated record.
UUGUGCGGUCGCCUAGAAGCCGCAGCGGCCGGUGCGGACGCGGAGGCGGGACCCGGGGCCUCCGGUCCUGAUGAAGAUGCCGGCACCGGAUAUGCUAUGUUGCCAUGUCCGAACAAAAGAGGCCAGAUGAUUGUCCUGGAGCGCGACGCGCGCAUAAACUUCUCAAUGGGAACUCCUCAACCCACCCAGCUCCAAGCCCUCGUUGGACUCAACUUGCUCAACGCUCUAGCACGUAACGCCCGCAUUCUAGGCUUCAUUCCCCAAUCUCUAUGCGAGGACCACUUCAUCUCCCCUUUCAAUCUUGAAGGGCCCAGGUUACCAUGCGGCCCCAGGCAAGCUUCCACUUGGCCUCCUUAUCUUCGCCCAACAGAGACGCAGUACAAGAUCACCCACCAUCCCUUUCUCGACCUCUUCCCGAUCCCGUCGCUCAGGGAAAGAGCAAUCCGCGCUGAAGAACUGGGCUUCUUUGACGAAGACGAAUUCUGUCUCGACGUCUUCGGCGUUGAUCACAAAGACGACAGUGGUGACGGCGAGCGACCACGUCUUAUUGUAUGGGGCGACUCCUGGGAUCCCCGGGGAUGGGAAGCCAACGUUGCCUUUAUCAAGAAAUGGGCUUGGCUUAUUAGAGGAUGUCAUGAGAUAUUGGAAGGGACCAAUUACUGGAGACAAAAAAGAGGAGAGAAGAAGCUCAAAUUCAGUUGA